Molecule: messenger RNA, 1637 nt
Organism: Gasterosteus aculeatus aculeatus (three-spined stickleback)
Lineage: Eukaryota; Metazoa; Chordata; Actinopteri; Perciformes; Gasterosteidae
Gene: fgf23
Product: fibroblast growth factor 23
Molecular function (GO): growth factor activity
Source: RefSeq, a predicted model, not a curated record
UCCAAGCAGCUGCAGAAAGCACCGGUUUGUUUCUAGGGAUGGACGUCAACGGGAGACCGAGGAUGAGGAGAACGGUGCUGGCGCUCUUCCUCGCAGUACUCCAGGGGUUUCCUCCCGGGGAAACGGCCCCGAACCCGUCGCCGCUGGUCGGAUCCAACUGGGGGAACCCGAGGAGAUACAUCCACCUGCAGACGUCCACGGACCUGAAUAACUUCUACUUGGAGAUCCGACUAGAUGGGACUGUGCGCAGAACUACGCACAGGAGUUCAUAUAGUGUGAUUUUACUGAAAGCUGAAACGAGGGAGCGCGUUGCCAUCCUCGGGGUCAAAAGUAGCCGCUACUUGUGUAUGGAUGUGGAGGGAAAACCUUUCAGCUCGCCCACCUGCCUCAGGGACGACUGUCUGUUCAACCACAGGCUUCUGGAGAACCACCGGGACGUGUACUUCUCCAGCCGGACGGGCAUCCUGUUCAACCUGGAGGGGUCCCGGCAGGUGUACUCACCGGACCAGAACCUCCCGCAGACCUCCCUCUUCCUACCCAAGAGGAACACGGUGCCGCUGGCGCGCCUCCUGCUGCAUCGGGAGAAGAGGAACCAGGUGGUGGAUCCCUCUGACCCGCACAACGUCUACCUGGGUCAGACCGAAGACGGCUCGGACUCACGGGCCGCUCCGGAGGACGACGCAGAGCUGGAGGUGGAGGCGGAGACGGAGGUGGAGGCGGAGAUCGGGGACGACGUGCGCAACGUGUCCCGGGAAACGCCGGUGGCCCCGUCCACCCACGACCCGUGGAACGUGCACUCGUCCAACCCGGCCAGCCCCCAGAGCGCCGGGACCAUGGGCUGAUGUCGGGGGGGGUCACAGGGUGGGGUUUAAUUCAGUUGAACCUCGUGGUCAUAAAGGAUGUCCGUUCAGUCAUCACUCAUUUACCAAAUGAGGAGACUUAUUCCAGUUAGUUUCUUCUCACUGAGCUCCAUAUUGCUUGGAUGAGAAAUGGCAGUAAACAAAUAUUGAAACACUGUUAGAUUAUGUAAUUGCUUAGCUUGCAAACAACGCUUUAGGAACUAACAAACAGUAGGAAGAAAUCAGCUGGUUUCCCCUUUUUAUUUUCCUUCUGCUGAGGUUUUAACAGCUGGUCUGAGAAAGCCAUGUUAUCUGAAGACAGACGCCUUCCUCUGGAGGGCUGGAGGCCUCGUCUACUGAUGUGAAACCUUUACACAAUAAUAUAUAUACAUGAAUAUACCUAAGAUGUGCAUUUAAUGUUAGGUUAGGUUUGAUCUAUAUUUAUAUUUUUAUCUGAAUUAAGUAUAAGAUGAUUUUUUUUUACCUUUUCAAAACUACAGAUCACUAAAACACCGCACUGUGUGUGUGUUAGUGCUUCUGUAUUUGUACCAUCCAGCUUACUUCAUGACCUUUUACAGCCAAUCCGAACAUUUGCUAUGUGACUUUUACAGGUGCCGGGCACCACCAGCAAACAGUAAAACCAGCCCCAAAGCAUAUUUAUUUAUUUAAUUCCAUUCCUUCGUUGUUAUUUAUGGUAUUUAUAAGAACGCUUUACAGUCAAAAUGUAUAUUUUACAAAACACGGUUUGUCUUUGAAUGUAUGAGUUGGAUUUGUUGACUGCUUGGGACCAAAUAAACU